Molecule: messenger RNA, 720 nt
Organism: Drosophila nasuta
Lineage: Eukaryota; Metazoa; Arthropoda; Insecta; Diptera; Drosophilidae
Product: protein NCBP2AS2 homolog
Exons: 2
Coding region: 1-258 (85 amino acids)
Source: RefSeq, a predicted model, not a curated record
AUGGUGUUUCGUCUGCUGAUGCGCUAUCUGGCCAACAACGAGCAGCUCAUCCAGCGCAUGGCCGACAGCUAUCCCAUGCGCCGAGCUGCCCAAGUGGUUGUCUCGCUCAUGUAUCGCACCAAGAGCUUGGCCAGAGAGCAGGGAUUACACGAGAUGACUCCCGAGCGAUUCAAGUCAUUUGUGAAUAUGUUCAAGAAUAAUGUGAGACAGGAGAUUGAAGGUGUCAAGCAGCAGCUGAAGAAUCAGAAGAAAAACUAAAUUAUUUGUUAAUAGCAUGAUGACUAAAUAACUGUAGGAAUAUAAAAACUAAUUUUCACGGCAAAUCGAAUGUAGUUUUAAUUAGGCGCAAAACAUUCCACAUAAAGUACAAAUAGGUUUAGAGUUUGUCAAACUUUGAAUUUAUUGUGUAAUUUAAAUACGUUUCAACGUAAUAACUUUUGAUAUUUGAAAAUUAGAAAUUUUUGAUGAAAAAGAAAGUGAAGUGAAAAAUGAAAGUGCAAAAAAUCAUAAUUAAUUUGGCAUUUCAAUAUGCUUAAAACGAUCUUACCGAAAAUUCUUUUCUUUUCUUGUCUUAUAUAUAUAGUAUAUCUCUCAUUAUCUUGCUUUUUACAUGGACGAAAACAAAACACAUUUAUUUACUAUAAGCAAAUUUACACGACACAAUUCCGAGCCAAAUGUUGCUGUUGUUGUUAUUUUUGGGUCUCUUUAUCCGUAGCAAAA